CUCUUCCAUAAUAAAAGCUUCUAGUUCAAAGGGCAAACAUUAGCCGGCUAGUUAGCGUUAGCUUAGCCGUUAGCGUAGUCACUGAAGUCGGAGUUUAAAUUUAAAGAAGCUCAGUUUUUCUCUAAAGGGCGACUGUUUGUGUGCUGUUGUGGUUUACAAGCGGUGACGGGACAGAACUUGUUAGGUUAUAUGAAAUAUUUAAUUCAAGUUGAACUUUAAGGCUAACCAGGUUAGCAGUGUUAGCCGAGCCAUGCGUCUCCAGCACACAGAUGCAGAGUUUAGUUAGCGUUGUAGCUAAGUGACUUCGUAGAGUAGUGUAUGUAACGUUAGCUUAUGUUAAGGCUUCGUGUGACUUUUUUAGUUUUCUAACUUUAAAAAAUCACGAAUCACGAUUUAUAUUUCUCAGUAACUUUGGUGAAGUGGGUGGGAUAAAUGUGCUUGUUGGUUUGUUAACUUGUCUGUGUUUCAAAUUAGGUUGGUAAGUUAGUUAUUAUUAACUUUUGCCCGAACAUGGCUGGACCAGAGCUGCUCUUGGACUCCAGUAUCCGUUUAUGGGUAGUUUUGCCCAUAGUUUUUAUCACGUUUUUUGUUGGAGUUUUGCGUCAUUAUGUCACCCAACUUUUACAAAGUGACAAAAAAGUGGACCUGGAACAAGUGUCUGACAGCCAGGUGUUAAUACGUAGCCGUAUUCUGAGAGAGAAUGGAAAGUACAUCCCUAAACAGUCGUUCGCCAUGCGAAAACAUUACUUCAACAAUGCUGAAACAGGCUUCUUCAAGAAGGUCAAGAGGAAAGUGGUUCCCAAAAACCCAAUGACUGACCCCAGCAUGAUGACCGACAUGAUGAAAGGAAACCUCACCAAUGUACUGCCAAUGAUUCUAAUAGGUGGAUGGAUCAAUUGGGCAUUCUCUGGAUUUGUGACUACUAAGGUUCCCUUUCCACUGACCCUGAGAUUUAAACCUAUGCUGCAGAGAGGAAUUGAACUGGUGUCGCUGGAUGCAUCUUGGGUAAGUUCAGCCUCUUGGUACUUUCUGAAUGUCUUCGGGCUACGGAGCAUGUACUCUCUCAUACUUGGACAGGACAAUGCUGCGGACCAGUCAAGAAUUAUGCAAGAUCAAAUGACUGGAGCAGCUAUGGCUAUGCCGCCUGACCCCAACAAGGCCUUCAAGAGUGAAUGGGAGGCUCUGGAGAUUGUUGAGCACAAGUGGGCUCUGGAGAACGUCGAGGAGGAACUAAUGUCCCGAGACCUGAACUUUCAAGAACUCUUCAGCCAAGAAUGCAAACGGAACGUGUUCUGAUGGUAGCAGUAACACAAUAUUUAAAGUGUAAUCUGAUGGUAGUUUGUGCACUGUUACCAACAUAACCCCCCAGAAUAAUUAUUCAUCCUUUAUUUUUCUUCUUUUUGAAAUAGCAGAUCAUUUGAAUUCUCCAGAUCUAUUAUUUAGUGAGCCUGAAAUGUUUUAAGGGGUAUUUUGAUGUCUGAGAGAAGGUAUUGAAGAUGGUAGAUGUACAGACUUCAAGGGCAGCUGCCAUCCAGUGAUUAAUUUAAUGAGUGCUUGUGUAAAUGCAAUGUUAACAGUACAGUAGAGAACUGAGAGGGAAUGGAAUAAAUUAGUAUUCUUGUUCUUGUUUCUUUGUUCCUCUCAUCUCAACUCGAAGCUGCCGUUAUUUUUUUGGUACACCAAAUAUUUUUUUGUUCAUGUGCAGAGUAUUAUACUUCAUCUUCAGUAUUGCCUUAACUGGUGGUCUGUGUUUUGAAGGCAGAUUUAAUUUAGCUGUGUUGUUUGUUUUUGUGUGUAUCAGCUGAUAUUCUGUUGCUUGUACCACUCAUGCCUUCUUCUCUCGAAGUCUUCCUUUAAAGGAGAAUUCCACUAUUUUUCAAAAUUCCAAUAUAAGUAGUUAAGAUAGAAGCCAUUUGGAAUGGUUUGAUGUGAAACACUCAGUUCCAGAGAAACAUAGUCAGAAUUCUUCACAGUGGUAGUGAUAGGAACCAGACAUCUGAAGAGUUUUAUUACCUUUAAAAACUCUCUCACAGACAGUUACAACAAGAAAUGGUUAUGAAUAUGCUGCCUGAUGUCACAGACAUUGUUUUAUAAUAGUUUUGAGAUGGAAGAUUUUUGGUCUAAAACAUUUUUUUAGAUUUGCCACUAUAUUACUAUCAUUAACAUUACAUAUAGACACAUGUAGGUUCGCUGGUGCUUUUGGAUAGUAAACAAAAUAUUUAUACUCAAUAUUUGCAUUGUAGACACACAUCCUGCUUCCUAUCACCACCACUGUAAAGAAAUAGUCUGUAAGUUUCUCUACAAUAAAUCAUUUCAGAUCAAACUUCACUGAACCACUUCUACGUCUCAACAACUGAAUUAUGCAGAAAUUUUGAAAAGUCAGUGGACUUCCCCUUUUAACUGCUUUCUGUUUCUAUAAUGAGAAAUUGAAUGUAGCGACUCUAUUCUGAUCACUGCCUAUGAGUCAGAAAUUUCACUGACAAUAAAAUAAUAAGCAUUU
This is a messenger RNA of Colossoma macropomum (tambaqui), 2500 nucleotides long. RefSeq names its product TMCO1/EMC3 family protein. The transcript is spliced from 8 exons. Gene Ontology annotation, biological process: protein folding in endoplasmic reticulum. The record is from RefSeq and is a predicted model, not a curated record. NCBI's taxonomy places the organism in Eukaryota, Metazoa, Chordata, Actinopteri, Characiformes, Serrasalmidae. Bases 511 to 1296 code for a protein of 261 amino acids. Gene Ontology annotation, cellular component: EMC complex; membrane.